AUGCUUAACGCAAAUUACACAGAUGUGUCUGAGUUUGUAUUUCUGGGAAUUUCAACAUCUAGACCAAUACAGCAUUUCCUCUGUGCCUUCUCUAUGGUGUUCUAUGUAGUCAUUGUCCUAGGAAACACCCUCGUUGUGCUUACAGUGGCCUUUGACUCACAUUUACAUUUCCCUAUGUACUUUCUUUUGGGAAAUCUCUCAUUUAUUGAUUUAUGUCUUUCCACCUUAACUGUUCCCAAAAUGAUUUCUGACCUGUACUCUGGGCACAAUACCAUUUCUUUCUGGGGAUGUGUCUUCCAGAUAUUUGUCCUUCAUGUCCUGGGGGGAUCUGAGAUGGUGCUCCUGAUAGCCAUGGCCUGGGACAGAUAUGUGGCCAUUUGCAAGCCUCUCCACUACCUGAGCAUCAUGAGUCCACGGAUGUGCCUUUUGCUUCUGUCUGGUUCUUGGGUUAUUGGGUUCCUGCAUUCAGUGGCCCAAUUAGCUUUUGUGAUUCAUCUGAGUUUUUGUGGUUCUAAUAUGAUAGAUAGUUUUUACUGUGAUCUUCCUCAGUUUAUCAAACUGGCCUGCACAGAGCCCCACAAAAUGCAGUUCAUGGUUUCGGCCAACAGUGGAUUUAUUUCUGUAGGAACCUUCUUCUUAUUAAUUAUCUCUUACAUUGUUAUCCUUCUCACUGUUAGAAAACAUUCAUCAGGUGACUUGUCCAAGGCACUCUCUACACUUUCUGCUCACAUCUCUGUGGUGGUUUUGUUCUUUGGACCAUGCAUCAUUGUAUACAUGUGGCCAUUUCCUACUGUACCAGUGGAUAAGUUUCUUGCCAUUCUGGACUUCAUGAUUACACCCAUCCUAAACCCAGCCAUUUACACUCUGAGGAACAAAGACAUGAAGGUGGCAAUGAGGAGGAUGGUUACUCAGCUACUCAAUCAGAGGAAUUUCUUUAUCCAGCCAAUAAAAAAUAUUGCAUAG
This is a messenger RNA of Cricetulus griseus (Chinese hamster), 963 nucleotides long. The record is from RefSeq and is a predicted model, not a curated record. NCBI's taxonomy places the organism in Eukaryota, Metazoa, Chordata, Mammalia, Rodentia, Cricetidae.